UAAUUCAUUGCGCAGUUCAAAUUACUUGGUGAAGCUAGCUGGCAGAGUUGAUCUGAAAUCGAAGAAAUUUUAUGUAAGUUGGAAAAUUAUUUUUUUAAUUGUGUGUGAAAUUAAAAUGUUAGAAGUUUCCGUCGACUGCUGCACGGCCGCAUGCAAUGCCGGGAACAAAGAAUUCGAAAUUAAUUGACGUUUAUAUUUUGGCACACAUUCCUCAAAACUUGGAACUAUUUUCGACGUUUUGAAGGUGCUUCGUCCGACCGUCCGAACCAGACCUAUAUUAAGGGCUAAGGGGUGUAUGCCAUGAUCAGUUAAAGUGUUUUCCAUGUGUAUGUUAUUGUAUACACAAGGUUUAAUAAACCCGAAUUACGGUCUGUUUGUCAGGAUUCAACUACAUGAAUUCAACUACUUUUCGAGCGAAGGUCACUAACUUCCUUCGUCGUCACUAACUUCCCUAUGGAAUUAUUUUUGUUUUGCCCAAGGCGGUCGGUCUGUGUUGAAAAAGCCAACGCCUUCGUCGCCGGGAAGUUAGACGACAAAGAGCCUUCGCUCGAAACGUCGAAUUGGCACUGUUGAAUCCCUCGUAAUCCGACAAUCUCACGGUUUAAUAAAUCCAUCAUUUACACGUUUUUAAAUCCUUUGCAUAUAUGACCAAUGAAUGAUAUUUUUAAUAUGCCAUACUUUGAGUCUUAGUUUUUAAUUAGGUUUUGACAAUUUUUACAAUUAGCAAUUAGGUUAUAUUUACUGUGUCGAAAGAGAGAAAUUAGACGAUAUGUCAUAUACAAACUGUUUGAAAAAAAGUGAUGAGAUAAGCUUUAGUUUAUAAUUGUUUUAGAUUACAGCAAUAUGGCUCAUCAAGAAUGGAAGACCAAAUUCGACGACCAGUUCUGUGACCUGGAUGACCCGUGGAAUUUGGAAAUAGUAAGCAAUGUAGAGCAGGAAAGCGGAUGGCUGAAAAUGCAACGUAAGGGAAUGGCAAGGUUUGAAUGCAGCACGUGCAGCAAUAAAUGGACGUCCGUUAAGGGUGGAGCAAUAUUUCGCUAUCGUCUUUCUCCUUCCCAAAAUGAACGAUGUGGUAACGUGAAGCUGUUUCUAGGAGGACAAAAGUGCAAGAAUUGCGACAACGUAUUUGAAACAGCUAACUGGGAGGAUUCAGACGUAGAACGUGUGAUCACAGAACUGCUGAAUAAAGUGCAGCAGAAGUUCUAUGGUGAAAUUGAUGUUCCCAUCACCAGUGCAACUGCAGAGAACAGAUAUAUCCCGGCAGAUAUGUCUGCCCCGCAUCAAACGGAUCUUUGUCAGUUGUGUGAGCAGGGAGUGUGCCAGUAUAGUCAACAAAAUGAUAUCGACAGCGUCGCAAGCGAGAUGAAACAACUCGAGUUUGACGACAACGAUUACAACGAUUAUACAUCGGAUUCAAACUGUAUGUAGCUAUAUGUACAGGGGCAGGGCCGCCCAGAAAGUACAGCUCUUUAGCUAGGCUCCAAUUAAAUAAGGAUAAAGUAACAUACUAUGCACAAAAAUCGCAUGCAGUUGAAUAUUUUCCCAGAAGGCAGAAUACAGAAGUUGCUAUUCUAGGAGUUCUGAUUUCAAAAUUUUCCCCCAACCCCCCUCACCUGAACUAUAUUUAAGUGCAGAAUACACAUUGAAAAUGUUACAUCAAUAUUCACAAUCGAAGGAAAUAAUCUUGCCAAGGCGUGUUUUAUACGUCGAAUGCAAUUUAAACAAUAGAUAAUGAAGCUUGGUGUCAUGAGGUUUAUUAUAUGGCUUUUCAAAAUUCUCGGCGUAUUCUGAUUGGUUGACAAACGCUCUGGACCGGUGUCCCGGAUGUCGUUUAUCCGGGCGGGAAAUUUUUGCAAACAACCAAAUUGUUUUUGAUUGAGCAUGCAUGCCUACCGCGUUGCCUAGUACCGUAUAUUGUUAUACCCAGUGAAACUGACGAUAGCCGAUUUAAUUCGAGCGAAAAGCAUAUGCUUACAGACUCAGUUCAGCCAUAUAAAUGAUAUAAUAAACCGAUUAUUGACCUCCCUUGUUCGGUCUGUACUGUGAAAUAUCAGACCUCUAUUUUUUGCAUGGACCUCGCUCCUUCGUCGCUCGGUCCAUACUAAAAAACCUCGGUCUGAUAUUUCACAGUACAGACCUCACGCUCGGUCAAUAAGCCGUUAUUAUCAUCUCAUUAUCUAUUGUUUGAAUUGCAUUCGACACGGCCAAAAUUCGACGUAUAAAACUGAGGCCAGUUGUAUAAAACUCUUAAUUAAUCACUUUUUUAAUCAUUAUUUUGUAGUUAAAUAGUGAUUAAACUCUCAAAUACGCGCUUCUUAUUGGAUGACGUUUCCACUAACUAUAGUUAACUUUAAUCACUUUUUUAUACAACCGGCCCCAGGCCUAUAUAAUUGUUCUAAAUGUUCAACAAUAUGGAAAUCAAUUCAUUUAAACAAGCACACAAAAUUCAAGAGUCUUUGACGGUAGAAAAUCACUCGGGCUCCCAAAUUUCUCUGUGCGGUCCCGUAUACAUGUAACCUCGUGAACCUAACGGCUCGCUGAUUGGAUAUAAUAAUUGGAUAUUAAGAUAUCAAUUUUUUGUUUUCAGAUUACAAUGAUGUGUACAUUACGCAUGUAGGUAACGGUAAAGUUUCGUCUGGCCAAAAAGCAUCGACAUUGCAAGUGCGAGGUAAUUUAAAAAAAGCUUUUAGAUUAGAUAGUAUAGGCCUACCUGCAUGCAGUGAUUAUGCUUACCAUUUCGAUUUCCAGGCCAGGGUUAAUAGGCUGUGGGCUGUUAGCCAAAAUUAUUUCGCUUCGUGGCACCCAUGUGGGAAAUACUUUGUUUGGGGUUUAUUUGAAAGGCAUAUAGGUACAUCACCACCAAAAGAAGUUCCCAAGCAAAAAAGUUGCCCAAUCCCGAGAAAAUGGGCGAUCAAUGAUUAUCCUACAUGUAAAAAUGCACAAGUUGUUACAGGUCUGCAAACAAGUUGUUACAAAUCUGUUCACAACCUGUCAACAAUAUGUAUUCGCACUGCUUCUUCCCAGUUGUUGUAACAAGUUUGGAACAAGUUGUUAACAACUUGUAACAAGCUUGACGGCAUUAUCAGACUUGUCACAAGGUUGUUCAAACAAGUCUGAUAUAGUCUAACAAGUCUGAUAUAUUAAUGUAUCCAAACUUUUAGGUCAACGAUUACGAAUUUGCAAAUGUCGAUAAUGCCAUCAAGCUUGUUACAAGUUGUUAACAGCUUGUAACACAGAGCUUGUUGAUAUUAACAGACUUGUAGUAAGGUUGCUCCAACAAGUCCGAUACAGUCAUGAUAUAACAAUAUUGUUACAACCUUGUGUCGUCAACCUUGUCACAUUGUUGUUGUAUCACAACUGUAUCAAACGUGUUCAAACAACCUUGUCACAAGUCCGAUAAUGCUAUCAAACUUGUUACAAGUUGCUAACAGCAUGUACAGUAGCAAGUUUGUUCACUUGAUAUAAUUUCAGACUUGUAGCAAAGUUGUUCCAACAAGUGCGAUACAGUCGUGAUAAAACAAUAUUGCUACAACCUUAAUUAUGUUGUCAACCCUGUAAAGGCCCGUUUACACUUGCAAUUUUUGCUGCGAUUUCUAGUGCGAUUUUCUUCCUCUGAUGGAUGUGAAGGAGUAAAUAAGUUGUUUGUUCUGAGUAGAUGUCUCACUGAUGUAGUAUCGACUGAACAUUAAUAACUCAUCCACUCGUUCACAUGCAUCAGAAGAAGAAAAUCGCACAUAAAAUCGCAACCGAAAUUGCAAGUGUAAACGGGCCUUAACAUUCUUGUUAUACACACAGAAAAAUCUCACAGCUUGUAGCAAGUAGUCCUGCCAACAAGCCGUCAACAAGUUGUGUUCGCACUGCUUGUCCCCAAGUUGUCAACAAGUUUGGAACAAGCUGUUAACAACUUGUAACAAGAUUGUUGAUAUUAUCAGACUUGUAGCAAGGUUGUUCCAACAAGUCCGAUACAGUCAUGAUGAUAUAACAAUAUUGUUACAACCUUGUGUUGUCAACCUUGUAACAUUCUUGUUAUAUCAUGACUGUAUCAGACUUGUUAGAACAACCUUGUAACAAAUCUGAUAAUGCCAUCAAGGUUAAUGUCACAACUUGUUAACAGCUUGUUCCAAACUUGUUACAACAACUGGGAACAAGCAGUGCAAACACAACUUGUUGACAGCUUGUGAACAGAUAUGUAACAACUCGUUUGCAGACUGUAGCAACGUCUUGUGCGUUUCAACAGGUGUAUCAGGACUGCAUCAGAGUCAGGCAUGUUAAAACACCUUGUAACAAGUCCGAUAAUGCCAACAAGCUUGUUACAAGUUGCUAAUAGUUUGUAACAAGCUUGUUGAUAUUAUCAAACUUGUAGCAAGCUUGUUCCAACAAGUCCGAUACAGUCAUGAUAUAUCAAUAUUGUUACAAACUUGUUAGAUAUAAGAAUAUUGCUACAACCUAAUUGUGUCGUCAACCUUGUUAUAUCAUGACUGUAUUGGAUUUAAGUUCUUUGUAUGUUUGCAUGGCGAUAAAACAUAUAAUAGUUUUGUGCAGUAAUAAAUUUACGUGGUAUUUCCACAAACAAAACUAUUAUAUGUAUUGGAGUUGUUAGUUGAACAACCAUCUGCUACAGAUCUGAUAAUAUCAACAAAGCUGUUGGCAACUUGUAACAAGCUUGAUGGCAUUAUCGGACUUGUGAUAAGUCUGAUAACUAACAAGUUUAAUACAGUCAUGAUAUAACAUGAAUGUUACAAUUGAGGUUGACGACACAAUUUAAGGUUGUAGCAAUAUUAUAUUCUUAUAUCAUGACUGUAUCAGACUUGUUAGAACAACCAUGUAACAUCAAGCUUGUUACAUCAAGUAUGUCAUCAAGUAUGUCUUGUGUAACAUCAAGUAUGUCAUCAAGCUUGUUACAAGUCGUUAACAACUUGUAAGAAAAACGUUAAUAUUACGAGACUUGUAGCUACGUUGAUGGAACAAGUCCGAUAAAUUAUGCCAUCACGCUUGCUACAAAACAAGCCUCCUUGCUACAAUUAGUCUGCACUUGCUACAGUACCAUAUAGUCUACUAUAUAGUCUGGUUGACGGCAUUACCAGACUUGUAGUAAGUUGUUCCAACAAGUGUUAUCACAAAAGUAUUGUCACAGUAUAAACAUGAUGACAUGCAUUGAAUCAUUGACAGAAAUAGUCAUGUCAGGGCAGUGCAUAUUUUGGUACUGUAUUAUACAUAAAAGUCUCGACAAAUGCCAAUAAAAAUCAUCUAAAAUUUUAUAAUACAACACUUUUAUACUCACAAUGAUUAAGUUCUUGCUAAUUUUGGAAGAGAUCGGCAUUAUAUUCAACAAAUAUGAACAAAAUAAGACCAAUUCUGACUUCUUUAAAUUUCUGUUUUCCCACGUUUAUUUGAAAUACAACGUGAAAUUUACAUAUGGCCUGGUCACAAAGCAAAAUUCGCAUUUCGCACGGGGGGAGUUCACUUUACUUGUGUCCUUUCAAUAUUUAUCUAAAAUUACAAGCACAAUACUUCUAAACUACAAAAUAGUUAUACGUAAGAAGCUUUCUUAUUCUUUAUAUUCCAUCUACAACUUAUAAUAAAAAAACUGAGUUGAAAUAUUUUUCAACAAUAAAUGAAUCUUGCACCCCCCUGAUUUAGAAUGUUCUUUAGGUCAGUGGCUGUUCUUGAAAACUCCACAACCCCCUGUUAACUGCAAUUCUGAAUCAGUCUGAGGGCAUACCAAGCUCAAAUUUCCGAGGUGUGUUGUAAAAGGAAAAUUUCUGAAGGGGUACUACCUGUUGACGAAAACUUUCGAAAGGGCAAAUUUUUUUUGAAAUUUUCAAGGGAUUCAAAUUUUUUCUCGAAAUUUCUGAGGGGUGGAUGAUCCGGGUCUUAAGCAAAUAACAAACUCAUAUGAAGCAAAUAUUCAACUGGCCCAGCAAAACGAGCAGGCCCAGCUUUCACUACAGCGCCAUAUAGGUAGGGAAUGUUUUGCUUUAGACGACGUAUUUCUAAUUUUUUAUAUUGUGAAGUCUCUGAAGUUCUGGGGUCGAGACGAUUGCACGCGGAAAUCACUAAGUUGGUAAGUGAAACCUUCAAAACAAAGGCAAGUGUAGUUAGGCAGACUACCUUGGCAUACCAUAGUGACAUGAUACAGAACCGUUAUUCGUUCUGACGUCACACCAAUCAAUAUCGAUUUCAUAUCAUUUUCCUUUACAACCACAGAGACACUUGCAUUCAUAAUCGUUGACCUAUACAUUAAGCCCAGUUUCCAUUUUUCGCCGAUGAACGACAUAUGAUCAUGAGAACUGCCUAGGACGCAGCCCAAACUGAUUUUCUCGAAGAACUACAUAUAUAAGAGCGCGCCUGGCUGCCAACCAAACGACCCAUGUUUGAUCACGGAGCACAACUACGACAAAAGUUAUUGGUGGCAGGUGGAACAUUCGGCUAUUCGUUCAUACAAUAUAUUGUACUAAUGACGUUAACUUUCAUCCAAAAAAUAUCGAGUUUGAAAAGAAGAACAAAUGUUUAGUUUAUGCACGCCACACGGUCAAUUGCAAUUGUCUGUAUCCAGCAUUGACGGGUAAAAUUCAUGGCCCAUUGCAUUACGUUCCAAGACAUCCGGCUGUUCCCAUCAUUUACAUGCAUGGUGAUUAGCAAAAGCUUAGAUCACGAGAUCUGUUUACACUCGGACAGAGAGACAUUGAAAUAACAAAACGAAAGUAAAUUACUGCAGGUAAGUUUGUCCAUAUUUUCAAACUAUAUAUGUUUAAUGCGCGAGACUCGAAAAUGUCGCAACAAUACGAAAAUUCGUCCGAAUAAUUAAUUCCGAUUAUACACACCGACACGAGAAUCGACAUGGUUGGCUGUGCUUGAACUCGUCUGCUUUCAAGGUAUCGAAAUUAUGUAACUUGUGUGCGGUUCAGAAUUCUUCACGGUCCAUGCUAACGUAAUCUCAGACUACACUAAAAUUAUCCGACGAUUUCGGAGACCGUACGAUUUCCAGCACAGCUGGUCAGUUCCGCUCAGUCGACCGCUCAUUUGACCACGAAACUGAUCAGAUUUCGUGAGUAUUUUGAAUGAGGAAGGCUAUUUACCGAGUUAAGAUUCGAGUUGGAAUUUUUAGUUAGGAUUCGAUGUGGGAUUUGAUUUGAGAUUCGAUUCAGAAUACCGCAUUUUCUAAAAUUGAAUUGUUAUUUGUUAGUAUAAACUGAUUUACGAAAUCAUGGCAUUUACAUGGAUAACAUUUAACAAAUCGUAAAUCUAAUAGUAUAAAUGUCUUUCGGUUUAUUACUUCUCAGGGCCGUAGCAAUCUUUAAAAACAGGAACGCGAAAAGUAUAUGAUUUAUAAUGUGAAAUAUUAGUGAAGUCUGUCUGAAUUAGUGGAUAUGUAUCUUAAAAAUUUCGAUUUCCCAAUACUCGGGUAAUGUAGUGCUUUGUUGCCUUUAAAUGCCGAAAAAGCGCAAAAAUUUUUACAAUCUAGUCAAUUUUCUGGCAAUCGUAUUGUUGUGUUUUGCGCAAAAUGUUUCCUAAAUAUAGGAGUAUUAUCCGGCCUGUGUCUAGCUGCAAAAAGCUGCAGCAGUGAAGAUGUAUGGAAAUACUACACCUCCAAUAUUUGUAUAUUCAGAAACAAUUCACACAAAAUCAAACCUGUCAUCUAUAUUUAGAAAGCCAAAAUUUUAAUGAUAUAUUCUAAUUUAUACUGUAUAAUACCUUAUUAAAUUCUAAUCAUUUAAUUGGCUGUUUAUGGUCACGUGAUAUUGAAUAGAAAAUUCCAUUUCCCAAGAGUGCAAUGGAACACGUUCCAUUGCACUCCCCGCGAGUGCAAUGGAAUAAAACGUAUAGUACAAUUGCACUCUUUGUGUUUUCGAUAAAUCGCAUCCCUCAAAAUGCUUCUCAUACGAACCUAUUAGUCUAUUUUGGUAUUAUAUAAAACAAAUAAUGAAUGUUUUUUCGUGCAAUGGUAAGAAUAUUUUCAUUCGGUGAAAGAUGGAAUGUUCCAUUCAACUCGGCUAUCGCCUCGUUGAAUGGAACAUUCCAUCUUUCACCUCAUGAAAAUAUUCUUACCAUUGCACUCAUAAACAUUCAUUAUUUGUAUAAAAUAGUGAAUUAUAAAAUCUGGACUGUGGCCUCAAAGUGGCGGGUUUCGAGUGCUUGCACGUGAAAUAUAUCACUGGCCAUUAUACAGAUUGGUUUGUAGACCGCACCAAUAUAUGCAUCUGAACAGUACUUUCAUAAAUUUUCUCCUCAGUCAGUGGAGACUUAUACAUCCGAAUUUCGAAAGCUGCAUGACGUAACGUUCAAUGGCCACACACAACGUCACAAGAGCAAACGAACAGUGUAGAUCUUAAAAAUAUUCCAACCCUUACAGUAGCCUACAUCCAUGCAGCAUGUGCAUGUCGCUGAUAUUAAACAAAUUGUUAUGAAAUACAGAAAUACAGCGUAAGAAAUCUAAACUAUGACACAGUGCAAACAAUGUGUUCAUAGAGUUUGGUAGUGUAAACGCACUUCGGUCUGGCCUAGGCCAGGAAAUCUGGGUCCAUCAGAACAAGUGGCCCAGAUUUUCUUGUCUAGGCCAGGCCGAAGUGCGUUUACACUACAAAAAUCUACUUAAUCUAGUCCAAAAGUAGGCCCAGGCCAGGUUUAGGCUCGUAGUGUAAACACGGCUUAAGUGACCAUCUUGCGCGUUGCCAAUCAGGCCUGUUUCAAUAUAUAUAUAUAUAUAUAUAUAUAUAUAUAUAUAUAUAUAUAUAUAUAUAUAUAUAUAUAUAUAUAUAUAUAUAUAUAUAUAUAUAUAUAUAUUUAUAUAUAUAUAUAUAUAUAUAUAAGCUUUUCUGUGAGAUAUACUGGUUCUAAAACCAUUUCUUUCACUUCGUCUUCGAGUUGUAAAACAAAAGUAUUUCAAAUUUUUAAGGCCAAGCGGUUUUUGGCAAAACAAAUUGUCAAGACAUUGUAACAGAGGAUAAUUAAUUAUUGCUUCAGUUAAUCGCUAUAUAUUAGACUAUAUUAUAAAAACAAUUAUACCAUUCGCUCUCGGUGCUACGCACCUCGUCGGCUAUCAGCUCAUAUACAGUGGCGUAGCCAGCCAGACAAUUUAGUCCCGCUAUGCAAAUUCAAAUUAUUAUCAUUAUUCAUUUCUUUAGAAAUUGAUUGUUUUCACAGUCAAUGAACACGAAAAUAUUUGCAUAGCGGGACCAUUACGACUCGAGCUCAUGGUAUAAUUGUUAAAUAUAGUUUAACUAUAUAGUUUUGUUUUUUUAUAGUUUAAUUUUUUAUAUAUAGUUUGACUUUUAAACAAACAGGACUGACCCCGCUUAGAACAAAUUCCUUAACAAGCUGAACAUAUAUUUAUAUAUUUGAAUAAGAAUUGAAGUCUCUUUUCAAUGAUAUUUUAUCCCACUGAGCUUUAGAAAUUCAGGUCUCGCUUCGAAGCAUGCAUGUUGACAAUUGUUAAACGUCACAUACAACAAAUUUUCACUCGUCAUAUCUUUUCAAAUAUCCGUGACCGCUUUACUGAAGUUCAUAUUUGAGUAUAUAAAGUACUGCAUGUGAUUGCUGUAAUCAACCUAUGCUACUGCAUGCUUGGUAAUCUGUGCCGUUCAUUAUCAGAAUAUAAAUAAUUGGUCUGUGGUAGUUAAUAAUUAUCUAUCAAACUGUACACGGUAAGUGCUUACUCAUCAUUUAAUACAAACCUCUAACCAAACGCUUAAUAGACUGAUAUAAUUGAGGGUUCAAUGUAAUGAUAUUAUUGCAAACUGUAAAGUAUUAUUGAAUGAUGGUUCAGAUAAUUGUAUCGAAGGUAAAAAUCGAAGCAUAUAUUUGGUAAAUUCUAAUAACGUAUAAUUAUAUCGUAUCGUUUAUGUAAUGCAUCUGUCUAAUUGAAAAUAUUACAUGAUCUAUCACUGUCCAUUGGUCAAUGAUAAUCGUAGUGUUUACUUUUCUGCGAAACAAUGUACUGAUUACUAAAAUCUAUAUAGUCGCGAUAUGUAUAAUAUAGAAUAAACUAUACAGGUAACUUAAACAUUCUCUACAAACUCUCCUACACAGAUCUUCCGCUCACAAUAAGCGAUAAAAAACCACUCAGAUCCAUAACUACAAUAGGAUUUCAGAUUUAUCGAGUCGUGCACGAGAAACCUUAUAUUUGGCUACACAGUUUUUUUUUAAAGAAAUGUAUCUCAAACGAAAAUUCGGAAAUUGAGGUUGCUUAGUUGAUAAACAAAAUGUUUCAGACGAUAAAUUUGUCAACAAUCACCUUUAGUUCAUGUUCUUGUACAAUACAAUUUCUUGAACCUUCUGGCUGUAUUUAUUCCUAGUUUUAGAAUGACAUGUUUAUUUUUGCGCUCGAAAUCUGGCUGUAAAGACGCACAAUGAAGUCACUCCUUUUUACAGCCAUUUUGAGCCUUCGGAAACGUUCGGAACAGCUUCUCGUCAAGUUCGCAAUACUAUUACAGAGGGUCUUGAAGGGGUAAAAUGGGAACUGGGAUUUGCUUAUUUUUGGGUGGGAAAAUUGGAUUUCAUGCACUGGAACUGGGAUUCAUCAGCAAAAAAACAAUAGAAAAUGGGAAUGGGAUUAAGAUUUGAGCAGGACAGCUACAAAGAUGAUGGAAUUUGUGUUCUGGGACAAUGGGAUUUAGUCAAAAUUUGGGCUGGGAAAUGGGAACACGACCUCCCCCCCCCCCCCUUCAGGACCCUCAUUACAGGUAGGCAUCAACUAUUUCGCUGACCUCAGACCAGGGAUUAUUCUAAGGAAAUUUUAUCACUGCACAAAGCGCGAAAAAUAAUAAAAUGUAUAUAAACUUGGAGACAUUCUAUAGAAAAUAUUCCGACUGCAUGCCCUGCAUGAGUGCAUGUACUUUUGUUUUGCAACUUAAAGUUUACCCCAUGCAUGUCACUAAUUAUAUGCAAGCAAAUGAGCAAAAAUCACAUUGUUUGAAUCGCAUGCAAAACACCAAUUGCUUAAGAUCUAGUCUUUCACAGUCGUGAAAUAGAUUACUCUAUAAACUGUUCAUUGUGUCACCAAACAGCGUCAAAAAUCUCAACACAAAAUCGCUCGGCAGGAGUUUAACUAUACGAAGACAGUGACAUAAAAGUUAUUUUCUUGAACACGUCUUGGCCGCUAGGAAAGAUACCCGAUCGGAUUAAAUAUGCCAUAGAAACAUUAGUAAAUGAAUGCUUUAUUUUCACCCAGUAUAUUCCCAUGAAACUGAACGCCAUUGUAUGUGGAUUAUAUGCAAAUUAGUAUACAAGGAGUGGCCAUUUUCUCGCCAAUUUCUGGUACUGAACAAUAUUGCAUUUUAUCACUGCACAAAUCUCAUUUAUCACUGCACAAAUUGAUUAUCACUGCACCUUAGAAUAAUCCCUGCCUCAGCCUGACAUUUUGUCAAAAUUUUUUUCUUCAAAAUUGGUUUAGAAACGAAUUUGGAGUAGCGUUAGGUUAGGGUUAGGAUCAGGGUUAGGGUUAGACUUGGUGUUUGGAGUAGGGCUAGUGUUAGUAAAAACCGUUGCUUUGUUACGUUUUGUCACUCUGAGGCGAGCGAAAUAAUCUCUUCCUUACAGGUAGGGUUGACGCAUGCGCAGACGCUUUUCCGCGGUGUUCCCGUUGGCAAGGGUCACACCCUUUGUCUCCCUGCCGACUACGUGUUAGGCAAGUGGCUCACGCACAUAAUCGUGCAAGGAACAGCAACAGUUAGCUGUGCAUAAUCGUGCAGUCUCCGAUUUUAUACUAAUAUAUGGAAAAACUAUGGAAAAAGAAACGAUCAUGGGUCAAACCAUUCCUGUAAGAAUAACAACUCAUUACUACAAUUGCAAGAGGUUUCGGAAUAAAUAUAUAACGUCCGAUUUUAACUUGGUUAAAAUUCCACUAGAUGAAGCUGUUAAAUUUGAGCAUGUCCCAAAAAUAAUGCUGUCUAAUGUCAUGUCACUCGUUCCAAAAGUUGACGAAGUUCGCGAAUUUAUUCACCGGAAUCAAAUCAGCCUGGUAUUUAUCACAGAGACCUGGCUUAAAGCUUCUAUUCCUGACAGCGUGGUGAACAUUCCCGGUUUUUCAAUAAUACGUAGGGACCGAAUUAACAAAUCCCAUGGUGUGGUUUGUGCAUGCGUUAAUAACCGAGAUGUUAAAUAUAAACAGAUUUUAGAGUUAUCUUGCUGCCAGGAGCACGAAAUCCUAUGGCUGCACCUUAGACCUACUCGUAUUCCGCGCAAGUUCUCAUGUAUUAUCGUAGCUAUAGUAUACCACCCCCCUGGAGCAGAUGAUUAUUCUAUGAGAGACCAUUUAUUCCAGUCAUUAAAAAAGGCAGAGUCAAAAUUUCUAAACUGCGCACUUAUAGUUGCAGGUGACUUUAAUCGUCUUAAUGUUAACAGAAUCAAACAUCAUUUUCAACUGAAACAGAUAGUUCAGACUCCUACCCGCAGAAAUGCGAUUCUCGACAUCAUUUUAACUAAUCUGCACGAGUAUUAUGAAAAACCUCUAAUAAUGCCCCCUUUUGGACUAUCCGACCACAAUACUAUCAUUUCAUCUCCAAAGGAAAGAGCUAAAGAUCUAAUCUCUAAUGGCACCAUCUUUAAGCGAAAUAUUAAUCCAAGUUCCAAACGAGCCCUGGGAAGAUAUCUAAACUCGAUUGAUUGGCCUCAAAUUAUUCCAUCUACUAAUGAUUGUGAUCAGUUAUCGAACAUGUUUCAAAACAUAGUCCUUACUGGGGUUAAUAUAUUAAUGCCGAUGACACGAUCAAAGAAAUAUCCUGUCGAUGCCCCCUGGAUAACGAACCAUUUCAAAUCGCUGAUCAUUGAAAGGCAGAAAGCUUUUUCUACCUAUGGCCCUGACUCGAGCAGUUUUAAAUCUCUUCGAAACCAAGUAAAUCGAGAAAGGAAAAUCUGUAAAUCAAACUAUUAUAAACUCCGUGUACAUCAAUUGAAACAAACAGAUUCCAAGGAAUGGUGGAAAGAAGUAAAGCGUUUAAGUGGAAUGGCAUCUACUAGAUCUAGUGAUAUUAGAAAUAUAAUAGAUAUUGAAAACCUCGAAUAA
Molecule: messenger RNA, 13003 nt
Organism: Paramuricea clavata
Lineage: Eukaryota; Metazoa; Cnidaria; Anthozoa; Malacalcyonacea; Plexauridae
Source: the annotation of a GenBank genome assembly